This is a messenger RNA of Pseudomassariella vexata, 3621 nucleotides long. RefSeq lists its product as uncharacterized. Bases 1 to 3621 code for a protein of 1206 amino acids. NCBI's taxonomy places the organism in Eukaryota, Fungi, Ascomycota, Sordariomycetes, Amphisphaeriales, Pseudomassariaceae. The record is from RefSeq and is a predicted model, not a curated record. The transcript has a single exon. Gene Ontology annotation, biological process: phosphorelay signal transduction system; phosphorylation. Gene Ontology annotation, molecular function: phosphorelay sensor kinase activity.
AUGCCCGGAAUCAGGACCGAGGAACAAGCCUUCGUCGAUUUUGUGAACAGCUUUAAAUGGGCGGCAACCCCUCUGGGGCCCAUGAGCCAAUGGCCUGCACGCCUUCAGCAGACUUUCAACCAAGUUCUCGCUGACUCGCGUCCAAUUGCAAUAUACUGGGGCCCUAAGUUGGCAACACUAUACAACGAAGCCUUCAGCAAACUCUGCGGCACCCAGCAUCCUGGCCUACUGGGCAAGUCGGUGGAAGAUGCCUGGCCCGACUUCUGCGACAAGAUCAAGAAGACCAUGAAGGCAAGCACCUCAAAGCAUGGGCCAAGCCUGGAGCAAGAAUGGCGAUUCUUCGUGCACCAGAGCGACGGGUCAAUGGAGGAGACUUACCUCAAAUGGUCCCUGGUUCCCAUUAUUGAGAACAACGAGUGCAUGGGCUUUCUCCAACCGCUUGUCGAUACCACGUCCAUGCGCCUAUGGGAGAGGCGGAUGCGCAUGUUGAUAGACCUUGGCCAUGUCUUGGUCACAGCUCGAGACACCAAGUUAUAUUGGAGGAAGACCAUGCAGGCCCUCGAGGCUUGUGAUCCUAGUUACGAUAUCCCCUUCGCCAUCAUAUACUCCGUCGAGAACGGCCCAAGCUCUUCUCAUGGAGUCACUAGUCCAGACAGGGUCAAGAACCUGUGCCACCUCGAGGCAUGCUUGGGCGUUCCGAAGGGCCAUCCCCUCAUCCCGCAAACUCUGGCCCCAGAGACAAGCAAUCAAGGUCUGUCGGCGGCGUUCAAAGAGGCACUAAAGACACAGAAUCCCACCCUACUGCAUACGAAGGACAAUAGUCUCCCGGAAGCGCUACUGGGAGGGCUCGACUGGCGUGGAUUUAAGGAUCCCUGUCGUUCUGCCAUCAUUUGUCCAAUCCGACCCACCACGGAAGAGCACGUUAUGGGCGUGCUCGUCCUCGGCUUGAACCCACGCAGGCCCUAUGACCAUGAUUACCAGCAGUAUAUCUCCCUGUUGAACCAGAAGGUUACGACGACUUUGGCGUCGACGGUACUGAUCCAAGAAGAGGCACGCAGGAACCGCAAUAUUGCCGAACAAGCGGCUUACGAUGAAGCGCAGCUCAAGGAGAAACUGGCUGCGCAGACUAAACAUGCUACGGAUUCCAUGUCCAAGUUUCAAUCAAUUGCCGAGUUUGUUCCUGUCGGUAUGUGUUUUGGCGAUGGCCAGGGAAAUAUCACCUUCGCCAACGAGGCGUGGCAUCGAAUAACGGGGGUGCCAAGAACGGGAAAAAUCACGCAGGGGUCGUUUUGGUCUCGCAUCGUCGAGGAGGAUCGGCAAAACGUCGAUCGAGCCUACAAGGAGAUGGAACGUGCUGGUGCUGCUACCAUUGAGUUUCGCGUACAGAGAGAGGACGACGGUCCUGUACAAUACCCCAUCGGUAGCUCUCCGAGUUUCGAAAAGGCUGGAAUGGACCUUGCUCAAGGAAACCCUCAGGAGCGACAUGUCCUGGCGGCCCUCAAAGCCGAGUGUGCCCCGGAUGGCACCAUCUUACGUGUUCUUGCUUGCUUGACUGAUGUUACUCUCCACAAGGAGGCAGCAGAACAAGCCAUCCGGCGAGCCCAGCUGGUAGAAAACUAUCAAAAAAUGACGGAAUUCUCGACCGUAGGCAUGUACGACAUGAGUCUCGACGGGCGACUCGUUGGUGCCAACAACGUAUUCUUCGAGAUGUGUGGCAUCGACAAGGUCGACUUGAGACGCAAUGCCGUCUACCCUUUUGAUUCCUGUGUCGUCGAAGAGGAUGUCCCCGUUCUGCACCGGGCAUUGGCUCAACUGGUCGCCGGAGGUAAGACCCAGACGGCCGAGAUCCGGUUCAAGACGCCGUGGACCGAGAAGGACAGCGAUGGCAACAACAUUAUCGCUCCACGCUGGGUCGUCGCCACUUUCCUGCCAGUUGUCAACUCGGAUUGUGUGAUUCAGUCUUUUACGGGUUGCCUUAUCGACACUUCAUCAAAGAACUGGCAAUUCGAAGCGGAACGUCAGCGCUACGAAACGGAGCGAAAGCGAAAGGACGAGGCCAUUGAGGCCAAACGCCAACAGGAAAUGUUCAUAGAUAUGACAUCCCAUGAACUGAGGAACCCACUCAGCGCUAUAGUGCAGUGUGCUGAUGCCAUUAUUGCUUCAUUGGCCAAGUCCCUUGAGCUUGUAAACCUUUCGCCCACCGAUCUCCACGCCCUGCGCACCUCCCCACCCGAGGCUAUCUUGUCCGAGCCGGAGAAGGGCACGUGGUACGAGGGUUUGAGCUUGGUCCAGAACGCCAUAGAAAACGCCGAGACCAUCAUAGCCUGCACCCAGCACCAGAAGAGAAUCGUUGAUGACAUCUUGACUAUGAGCAAGAUGGACUCGAAUCUGUUGACGGUCACCCCCUUUACAGUCGACCCCAUUCUCAUCGCCAAGGAGGCUUUCGAAAUGUUCGAAGUUGAAGCUCGCCGGGUUGAUAUCGAGCUUACUUGGGACGUUGAUCAAUCCUACCGACACUUGGGCAUCGAGUUCCUGGACCUGGAUCCCUCGCGCCUGAAACAAGUAUUGAUCAAUCUACUUACUAACGCGUUGAAGUUCACCAAGAACCAGGAGAUCAGAAAGGUCUCGAUCAAAAUGAGUGCGUCCAAACAACGUCCCACGGAUGCCACUUCUUCGGUGCAAUUCAUACCGCGUGCUGCCGACAUACUGGCGCCUGAGACGUCGACAUCCGAUACCUCAGGCUCUGGACCAUCACCUCGCACUUCGGAGACGUCGGCUUCUGAACCCUCAACGUCUUCCAAUCCACCAGACUAUACAUAUUUGAUAUUCGAAGUGCACGACACUGGACAAGGCUUGACGGAGGAAGAGAAGUCCUUACUCUUCCAGAGAUUCGUACAGGCGUCCCCCAAGACACACGUGAAGUAUGGAGGUUCUGGCUUGGGCCUGUUUAUCAGCAAACGCCUGACGGAAAUGCAAGGUGGCGCUAUCGGGGUCGCCAGCCGACCGGGACACGGCUCUACGUUCGCCUUUUACAUCGAAGCAAACACGCCUGGCAAAACCGAGUUGCAAGAGGCUCGAGCAGCCGCCGAUGCGUUGAAACAAGCCAUGCGGUCGCCAUCCACUGUGACGCGCGAGAGGGCAGCCAGUGGUAGAGCCAAUGACGUCCAAAUCGAGGGUGUGCUUAUAGUAGAGGACAACCUCAUAAACCAGCAAAUUACUCGUCGCGGGCUGCUUGACCGAGGCAAAAAAGUCGAAGUGGCCAACCACGGUCUUGAGGCUCUGGAGAAACUACAAAAGAUGAAUCAAGCGGAGGGCGAGUUCCCUCUCACUCUGGUCACUAUGGACAUGGAAAUGCCAAUUCAAGAUGGUCUCACAUGCACCCGCGAGAUUCGGAAAAUGGAACUAUCAGGCCAGCUUAAAGGCCCACGAAUCCCGAUACUCGCGGUUUCAGCCAAUGCACGCACGGAGCAGAUCAAGGAGGCUAUUGCUGCUGGUUGCGACGAUGUGCUCGUCAAACCAUACCGUAUUGAUGAACUCAGCCACAAAAUGCGAAUGGCUGUCCAGAAGUCCCGCGAGAGGGAGGACCAGGAACGCAAGGAGGACGAGAUACAUCCUUCUUGA